This is a messenger RNA of Acanthochromis polyacanthus (spiny chromis), 3459 nucleotides long. RefSeq names its product medium-chain acyl-CoA ligase ACSF2, mitochondrial-like. The record is from RefSeq and is a predicted model, not a curated record. The transcript has 4 exons. Bases 2956 to 3270 code for a protein of 104 amino acids. Lineage: Eukaryota; Metazoa; Chordata; Actinopteri; Pomacentridae. Gene Ontology annotation, molecular function: medium-chain fatty acid-CoA ligase activity. Gene Ontology annotation, biological process: fatty acid metabolic process.
GAGCUGAUGAUCAGAGGCAGUUGUGUGAUGCACGGGUACUGGAACGACCCUGAGAAAACCAAAGAGGCUAUCUCCACAGACCGCUGGUACAAGACUGGGUAAGACAGAGUUUGACUCUAGAUAUCUAUAAUGUGUACAGUGUAAACUGAAUGUAAAGGAGGAAAUACAAUGGUGCGCUAAUGCAGCAGGGGCAGCAGGACAAGCUGAGAUCUGCAACAUAGUAGAUCGCAGUUACUGUAGUUGGUAAGUGUUUUUGGAACUUUGGUCUUUGAGUUUGAUUAGGACUUCUUGUCAGGUAGUUGUCAGACUUUGUUUGAGCAGAUCAUCAGGUGAAUGGUUCCCUCUAUUGUUACCUGUCUGAAAAUCUGAAAGGGGUGGUUUCAGUCAUAAUACUUUGUGGUGUUUAAACACACAUGCUAUGCUGGAGCAUCAGCCUCUUGUGUCAGCCCUCACUGCGCGAAUGAUCAAAUUGGGCAAAGACCUGCUAAUCUAUCUGUGCGAGUCCACUGAGGAACGACACUGACUGGGUAGUCUUUUCCCACUAUUUGUAACCUGCCUCACCCACCAUGCUACAAUACCAUCCGUGUCUUCCAAGGCUUAUCUCCUUCAACCUUGGACAAUUAAAUUGCCAGUUGGCUGUAAAUAAAACAGAAUUAAUCCAAACACUGGUUAAUUCUUCAGAUAUUCAGGUACAAGCCCUGACUUAAACCUCGGUCUGUCCAGAAAACACUGCCACACCAGCUGCUCUUUCUGCUAACUCCAUCUGUUCCCACACACCCCAUGCUGUUGGAUGGGGAAGUGCUGGAGUCCUCACUUCUGAAAAAUAGAAGUUCACUAUGUUCUCUCUGCCAAACAAUAGCUCCGCAUUCGAACACCAUGCAAUCAGUGUCACUGCACUGGUUAAGCUAUUUCUUGUUAUCAUAAACUGCCUUCCAUGGUGUCAAUGAGGCCAUUUUGUAGUCGAACUGGACAUGCUGCUCUCAGCCAUUCAGGACUUUGACACGUCACUCGUUUUCAUGGGAAACAUUAACAGUCACACAGAUAAAGCCCAAAGAACUGACUUUCUGUUACUUAUGACAUCAUUUCAAGCAAGUGUCCACCCGUCCCACACUCAAAGCAGGAAACAUACUUGACUUAAUUUUCUGCCAAAACUGCUCCACAACAAAUCUGAGUGUCACUCCACUUCCUCUGUCAGAUCACUAUUUUAUUCAAUUCACUCUCUUAUUAUCGCAAGAUUUUCCUGUUCUUCUGCAAAUGGUCUCUUUUCGCCGCAAUCUUCUGUCCCUCACACCAACCUGGUUUUCUUUCUUCUUCUUAAAAUAUAAUUUUUGAGUCUUUUUUUGACAGGUUAAUGUAGACAGGCAAACAGGAAAGUAGGGAGAAGACCUGCAGCACAGGGCCUUGAGCUAGAAUCAAACCCAGGGCACUGCAUUAGGGACUAUAGCUCCUGUUUGUGGGUCCCCCACUCAAGCAGUUGAGCCACCUGGGCUCCUCUGACCAAGUUUUCUUCAUGAGGUCUUGGCCUCCAUGCCUCCUCAUAACAUAUUAUCCUCACUCCCAGUUGAUGAGGCCACAGACACUGUGUUACUCACUAGCCUCCUCUUUGAACAAUUUCGCCCCCUCCCCAACAUUGUUCUCCUCAAGUUUAAAAACUGCUUAGUCCAGGUUCUAUCAGAACAAUUUUUCACUCUCUCCUCCCCCCACCUCCCCUACCCUCCACUCUGCUCACUGCAAACAUGCUCACCUCAUUCUUCAUGGACAAAGUCCCUGCAAUCAGUAACCAGUUCUCUGAGCCUGACCAACUCAUUGCAGCUCUUUACUGGCAGGCCUCCCCGUGUGCAUGGUCAAACCUCUGCAGAUGAUCCAGAAUGCAGCAGCAUGUCUGGUUUUCAGUCAGCCAAAAACAGCACAUCACCCCACUGUUCAGAUCGCUUCAUUGGUUUCCAGUUAAAAUUUAAAAUUCUGACACUUGUAUUCAAAAUUACAAUGAAAACACUUCCGUCCUACCUGAAUUCUCGCAUUCAGGUCUACACACCCUCGUGCUCACUAAGUUCGGCCAACAAAAGGUGCCUGAUACAACCACCACAACAGGGCCGGUCAAUAGUUACACUCUUCUCUGCUGUGGUUCCCUGGUGGAGUUACCAAACUCUGAUCUGCAGAGUCGCUCUCAGGCCUUGUCCACACCUAGCUGGGUAAAUCAUAAAACGCAUACAUUUUUCUACGAUUCGGCCUGUCAUCCACACAUAAACGCAGCUUUCUGAUUUUAAAAACGGAGGUUUGGAAAACUCCGGCCAAAGUGGAGAUUUGGGAAAAACCCCGGGUAUGCGUAUACGUGUGGACAGAAAUAAACGGAGUUUUAGGAGCGCAGGAGCGCAGACACAAGAGACGCCGCUGCUGCUGGGUGAAAGCUUAUUCAGAUUGGAUAAGCUUGAUAUAUAUUUACAUUUGAUAUAUAUUUACAUUUAUUUGGUUACAUGUAGAUGGAGAUUUUUGUAGAAAACGGGGACGUAUGGCCGCAGAUUUUUUCCUAAAUGGAGGGGGGCAGAUAUUCGGUUUUAAAAAUACCUGGCUACGUGUGGACAUGGCCUCAGUCUUUAAGAAAAGACUAAAAACCCAGCUUUACAGUAAACACCUUUUGCACUUGACAGAUUGAAAAAAUAAAAGUUCGAUCAUGUCUGAACUGCCUGUAAACACACCGCGGUCCUAUUGUCACACUUGAACUUGUUUUAUGGCUCUUAUCCAGGUUGUUUUCUCUUGACUACAUCCUUGCUUGUGUUGUAUCUUCUCUCACAUGUAAGUCGCUUUGGAUUAAAGUGUCUGCUAAAUGAAACUGCAGAAUUGUACAGUCACAGUGUUCGUUGUGGGGAAUGCUGUGUUGACAAUUUUCAUCGACACAGUGACAUAGCCAGCCUGAACAGUCUGGGUUACUGUCGCAUUGAAGGACGCAUAAAGGACAUGAUCAUCCGUGGUGGAGAGAACAUCUACCCUGCUGAGAUAGAGCAAUUUCUCUAUAAGCAUCCCAAAGUCCAGGAGGUGCAGGUGGUUGGAGUGAAAGAUGAGAGGCUGGGGGAGCAGGUGUGUGCUUGCAUCAGACUGAAGGUGGGCCAAACCUCCAGUGCAGAGGAGAUAAGAGCAUUCUGUAAAGGCCAGAUUUCCCGCUUCAAGAUCCCACAAUAUGUGAUGUUUGUGGACAGCUACCCUAUGACUGCCUCUGGAAAGGUCAAGAAGAACAAAUUGAAGGAGGCGAUGGAGGAGAAAUUAGGUCUUUAACUUUGUGGACCGAGCACCAAAAACUCCACAAUACUACAUACCUAAACAGCUGCUGGAGUGUAAUCUAUUUUAUUCUUGAAUUUGAUAACUAAGAAACCUGAAUAUUUACAGUUUAAACAUUGUCCAUUAGUAAUAGCAGAGUGGAAACUGAGUAAAUCCUACUAAUAAAGGCCACAAGAUUUGACUGAG